Molecule: messenger RNA, 1632 nt
Organism: Saccharomycodes ludwigii
Lineage: Eukaryota; Fungi; Ascomycota; Saccharomycetes; Saccharomycodales; Saccharomycodaceae
Exons: 1
Coding region: 1-1632 (543 amino acids)
Biological process (GO): transmembrane transport
Cellular component (GO): membrane
Molecular function (GO): transmembrane transporter activity
Source: RefSeq, a predicted model, not a curated record
AUGUCGAUUUUAUCUCCUGAAGAAAAAAUAACACAAGGUGUCAGUGAAAAACCAGUACAAAAUAUUGAAAUUGCUGAUAUAUCUCAAUUUACAUACCCAACUGAACAGCCCGUUGUUAAAUUGCAAAAACAAUUUAGUCUAAUAAGUGCAAUUAAUGCUGGUAUUGUUACUGGUAAUACAUGGACAGCGUUAGGUGGUGCCAUUGUUGCCUCAUUGGGUAAUGGUGGUAUGGGUGCUUUGAUUUAUGAAUUUAUCGCCGUAUCUAUCUGUUAUUGGUUUAUUGCUGCAUCCAUAGCAGAAUUAACUUCGGCUAUUCCUGCCUCCGGAGGUGUCUACCAUUGGGCAUCUAUCACACCCGGACCAAAAUUCGGUAGAGUUUGUGGAUGGUUUGCUGGCUGGCUAGAUUUUUUUGCUUGGGUUUUUGGUGUUGCCGCUAAUUGUAAUAUGAUUGGCACUAUGGUUGUAUAUGCUUAUGGGAUGUUUCAUCCUGAAACUACUUUGCAAGCAUGGCAAAUAUUCAUUGUUUUGAUCAUUAUUUGUUGGAUAUGCUGUUUCAUUGUUAUGUUUGGUAAUAAAGCAUUGCCAAUCAUUAACAACAUUGGAUCCUUUUUAAUGCUAGGUGGCUGGUUUGUUACUGUGAUUGUUUGUGCUGUAAUGCCAAGUAAAAAUGGCCACAAUUAUGCUACAAAUAAACAAGUUUGGCAAAGUUGGAAUAAUCAAACCGGUUAUAAAAACGCAGAAGGAUUUGUAUUUUUAGCUGGUAUGUUAAAUGGUGCAUUUGCUGUGGGUACGCCAGAUUGUAUUACUCAUUUAGCUGAAGAAAUCCCUGACGCUGCAAGAAAUUUACCCAAAGUUUUAUUUUGGCAAAUAUUGGUUGGCUUCCUGACUGCAUUUUUCUAUAUGAUAUCCAUGUUUUAUUCCAUCCACGACUUAGAUGCUGUUUUUAAUGCAGAUUCUUACUGUCCAUUGGGCGACAUAUAUUUACAAUCAACAGGGUCAAAAGGUGGUGCCUUGGGUUUACUAAUUGUUAUUAUCCUACCAAUUUUUUGUGCCACUAUUGGUUGUUUGGUCACAAGCAGCAGAACAUUAUAUGCCUUAGCAAGAGAUAACGCUGCUCCAUUUUCAAACCAAAUAGGAUCUAUAAGUCCAAAAUGGAAAUCACCAAUGUGGGCCACAUUUAUUUGCGGCAUCAUUUCCACUUGUCUAGGUGCUAUUUAUAUUGGUUCUGCAGAGGCAUUCAAUGCUUUUGUAGGUUCUUUUGUUUUAUUGACAACUUCAAGUUUUUUCUUGUCUAUUUUCCCUCAUAUUUUAACAAAAAGGAAAAAUAUCAAAAGGGGCCCUUUUUGGUUGGGUAAAUUUGGCUAUUUUAUCAAUAUUGUUUCCUGUGUUUAUAUCGUGGUUUUUUUUGUUAUUUAUUGCUUUCCUUACACAUUGCCCGUUGUUGCUGAUGAAAUGAACUAUACUAGUGUUAUGACUUGUGGGUUAGCUUUACUUGUAACAAUUUGGUGGUUUAUUCAUGGCAGAAAAAAUUAUUCAGGCCCAAAAAUUGUCUAUGAAAAUGACGCAAGCGAUGACGCCAAUGACAAAACAAUAGUUUUGGACACAGAAGCUGGCAGUAUUUCCUCAUCUUAA